Messenger RNA from Saccostrea echinata, 1045 nucleotides. Its product is annotated as intraflagellar transport protein 43 homolog A-like. The record is from RefSeq and is a predicted model, not a curated record. Lineage: Eukaryota; Metazoa; Mollusca; Bivalvia; Ostreida; Ostreidae. The transcript has 10 exons. Gene Ontology annotation, cellular component: cilium; intraciliary transport particle A. The coding region runs from base 62 to 733 and encodes 223 amino acids. Gene Ontology annotation, biological process: intraciliary retrograde transport.
CUAUAAUAGUAAAGUUUUUUUUUUAAUUUACAGAGCUAAAAAAUAAUAAUCUUUCUUGACGAUGGAUGAUGAACUGGAUUUUGAUUCUGCUGCUAAACCUUCAAGGGAUGUAAAACGAGGUCGAAGAGCAGGUGUUUCAAAUCCGAGGAAUCCUCCGGAUGCCCCAGCCUUUGAAAGCCCUGCAGAUUCCCCAAAACCCACACGAUCUCAACCAAGAGAUGAAGAUGAGGGUGGACCACCUCCAAAGCCAAACAGGGUUUCUGGAUGGGGAGAGGAGAAUCCCAGGAAAAGUCGAAAACUCGGAGAAGGAUUUGACUUUGAUGAUGAUUUGCUGGAUGACAUUGACAGUCGUUUAUUUGGUGAGAGAUUGAGGCCUCAUUCACCUGAUAAAGAGGAAGAUUCUGACACAGAUAUCCCAGUGAUUCCUGAUCUUGAAGAGCAACAGGAUGAGGACAUGACAACAAAGAUCGCCAUGGCACCAAAUGUGGCAGUCAACAGAGUGGCUACGUACCGGGAGCUUGACCAUGACCUUCAGAAACAAGCUGCUUUUCUAACACUGGACAAUGAGAUUGACCUAAAGUUACUGACCAAGUCCUUGUCAGCUGACGCUGAUCUAUUUGAAGAGGACCGGCCUUGGGAUUGGGAUCGGCUGUUUACGGAGGUGACAUCAGAACUGUUUACACAGACCGAGCAGACGGAGGAAAAUGACUUCGGGGAUCAAGUUCUACCUUAGGACUGCUAACAUGAGACUUGUUGCAGGGCUUCUGCAAUGCAAAGGGCCUUGUUUAAAGAUUUAAGUACAUAUGUACAACCACUUUGUUAGUUAUUUUCAAAACUUUCAUUGAUUUAUGUGGUCUAUAUUGUUCGCCUUUACAACAAUUUGAUAUAUUGUUGAACUUUGCACCAUCUUAGGGAACAGUAUUUAAUACAAAGUAAAAUGUACAGAUGUAAAUCUGUGUGUACCUGUACUUCUUGUUUUAUGUAAUUGAAUAUUGAAGGUUUUACAGCAUCCGUCCAUACAUGUAAAUUAAAAUUGAAGACUUGA